This is a messenger RNA of Trametes versicolor FP-101664 SS1, 447 nucleotides long. RefSeq lists its product as uncharacterized. The record is from RefSeq and is a predicted model, not a curated record. Lineage: Eukaryota; Fungi; Basidiomycota; Agaricomycetes; Polyporales; Polyporaceae. The coding region runs from base 1 to 447 and encodes 148 amino acids. The transcript is spliced from 3 exons.
AUGCCUGAGUACCUCACGCUCACUAUGUACCGCGUUGCCGUCAUUGCACGCGACCUUCCAGAGGUUAUGGACCCGGAAGAGAGGGUUUACAAGAAGUGCUCGCUCGGAGACCAGCUCAACGCACCUGAAGCCGUGGCGCAACCCCUUAUCAACCUCAACGCGGCCCCCGCCCAUCCUCGGCAGGCUGCCGCGGCGCUGCCUCACGCCCCAGGCCGGGAGAACAUCCCACCAAUCCCCACGACCCCCGCCCAAUCCCCUCGCCCGACUCUCUCUCCGGCCACGCUGGGCCCUCACAAUGGCCAGCUCAGUCGCCACACCCCUUACCAGAGCGAACAGACGUUCGCAGAGGAAGCGGCGAUCCCCGACUGGCCGUUCCGCGGGCCUGAGGGCCCUCUGCAGCGCACACGGAUCGAAGGGUCCGACGAGCUCGUGUUCGGCGCGUUCUGA